GAGAGAAUGGAGCAAUUUGAAAUAAUGUUUUAAUUAAUUUUGAUUACAUAGAUGGUAUUGAUUGGAUAAAGUGUAGUAGAAAUAGUAGAAAGUGUAGUAGAAAUGGUAUUGAUUGUAUUAUAAGUUGCCCCUUCACACAGCCACCAGUGACCGAGUGCUGACCAGAGCCAAAAGCCCAAACUCCAAAUAUAAUAUAAGUAAAGGAAAACAAACGGCUUUUCUGGUGGUGGUGAUUAGGAAUUUGGGCGAGGGAUUCUUUGCCACACUCCUCCUCCUCCUCCUUUCUUCUUCCUCAUCAAUUCAUCAUCAUCAGGAGGAGCAACAGUACAAAGUUAAAACAGUGGUGUGAAGUCUGUGAUGAUGAUGCUGAUGAGUUAAAUGAGUGUCCAAUUUGCCAUCUUCUUCUAAUCCUUCUUUUUUUUUUUUUUUUUUUUUUUUAACUUUUUACUCCAAAAUCACUAUCUCUCUCUUGUACUGGAUAAUAGAGAGUGCUACUUACUUACAUUGGGUCUGCUGGGCAUAUACAGUACUACUAAAACAGUAUUCAUUCAUAAUUACCAAAACUAUCUCUACUCCCUACUUCUUGUACUGCCACCUCCUCACCCCCCCCUUUUCUCCAAAGCUCUCUCUCUCUCUCCCUCAGUCAUCAUCAUCAGAUUCAUCCCCUUUCCUUUACUUUCUCUAACAUCAUCACCCAUUCUAUCCACACCCAAAAGUCAAAUUUACAACCUCUCAUUCUCAUCAAAUUCUUACUUACUUUGGUUUUUCUUCUUUUUCUGCUUCAGAUCUGUAUCAUCCUCAUUCUUCACCUUCCUAGAUCUGAUCUGUCUUCUUCAUCCCCCAUUUCCCCAGGAUUCUUUGAGCUUCAGAUCUGGUUUUGUUUAUCAGUCUGCCGCCUGUGUUUUGGCUCUGUCUGUAUUUUGAGUUAAAAAGGGUCGAUCUCGCCGGAUCAGCCCUUGACCUGGGCUGCGUCCUCUUUGUGCGUUGCUCCACUCCUCGGCCCACUCCAAAGUUCCAGUCUUUAUUCUUCCUCUCUGAAUAAACAAGUUUCAAUCUCCCUCAUUUCACCAUCGCCCAUCGUUUCCUAUCGGAUCUCCUUUUAAACAUGUGUUUGUUUCAUGCGGAGGGGAUGAUCAAUUACUUCCCCGAGGAAGUCCUAGAGCAUGUUUUUCACUUUCUAUCGUCCCACCGUGACCGGAACUCCGUAUCCUUGGUCUGCAAGUCCUGGUACCGGGUCGAGAGAUUUAGCCGGGAAAGGGUGUUUAUCGGAAACUGCUACGCCAUUAGCCCUGAAAGGCUACUCUCCAGGUUUCCGAGGUUAAAGUCGUUGACUUUGAAAGGUAAGCCCCAUUUCGCCGACUUUAAUCUCAUCCCAUAUGACUGGGGUGCUUACCUCCACCCUUGGGUUCAAUCCAUGGUGGAUGCCCAUCUCAAUCUUGAGGAGCUUAGGUUGAAGAGAAUGGUGGUUUCGGAUGACAGCCUUGAGCUUCUCUCUCGUUCUUUCCCUAAUUUCAAAUCAUUGGUUUUGGUUAGCUGUGAAGGGUUCACCACUGAUGGUCUUGCUGCCAUUGCUUCUAAUUGCAGGUUCUUUAUCUCAUUCCCUUUAACCGCCCCCCAUUUUGCCAUUUUGCUUAUGGCUUAUAACCUUUUAUACCUUUUCAUUUAAUACACACUCACAAGAUGGGAAGCAAGCUACAGAUGCCACUAUUAUUAUUCUGUAUUGUGAUGGAUGGGCAAUUCCCCAACUGACCAAUUUACACCCCUACUUAUUUCAAUCUUGUUUUUAUAAAUACUAGCUACAACUAAACUGCCUCUUCUCAGUAUGUUGAGCUUAUUAUUUCAAUUAUGUAUGCAGUCACCAUUUUUUUAUGAGUCAUGCUGGGUAAGUGAAGAAUACGUAAACCCUAGAUGUUUGUUGCAUUGGCCCACGUCCUCUACUGUACCGAAAUCAGACCUGUUAUUCAGAUUUGGUUAUAAUCUUUUUGUAAAUUCACUGACAACAGCAUUUGUGAACAAAUUUGUUAGCAUGAUCCUAGCUUAGUGGUUCUACUAUAUCACUCGAUAUGGAGUCUUAUUUGUAGAUUACAUCUUUCCGUGUUUGAUUGUGGUUGCUGUAGCAAUAUGUGAUCCUGAUAUGACCUAGGUGUAAAUUAUACCAGCUGUUGGCCUGCAUCCUUUAUUCACAUUUGGUUAUAAUAUCCAUGCCAAAUCACAAAUAUUUUGCCGUCUACCUCGCUUAGUUGUAUCUAUAUGGUAUUUGUGCUCAUACUAUGUACUGGAAAUGUGGUCACCUUGGUUGCUGGGAACAUGAAAGAGAAUUGUCAAUUUCUCAUUUUGUUGGAUUUACUUAUAUAUAUUUUUUUGGUGUGGAAUAUAGGUACCUAAGGGAGCUGGACUUGCAAGAGAAUGAGGUUGAGGAACGGAAAAGGCAGUGGCUAAGCUGCUUCCCAGAUAGCUGCACGUCCCUUGUUUCGUUGAACUUUGCAUGCCUCAAGGGAGAAGUUAGUGUAGCUGCUCUCGAGAGGCUCGUGGCGAGAUGCCAGAAUCUCAGAAGUCUUAGGUUGAACCAUACUGUGCCACUUGAAGCCCUUCAAAAAAUCCUUGUGAAUGCGCCUCAUUUGGUGGACUUGGGGACAGGAUCCUUUGUCCAAGAUGUCGAUUCAGAAAUCUACAUGAAGUUGAGUAAUACCCUUCAGAAAACUACAUCUAUUAGGAGCUUGUCAGGAUUCCUUGAAGUUGAUUCCCGAUGCAUGCGUGUGAUCUAUCCAGUGUGUUCCAAUUUGACCUCGUUGAACUUGAGCUAUGCGCCAGGAAUUCACAGUGCGGAACUUGUGAAUGUAAUUCGGCAUUGCAAGAAAGUUGAACGACUAUGGAUUCUUGACACCAUUGGUGAUGAAGGGCUCUCUGUUGUGGCUUCCACUUGUAAAGAAUUGCAGGAGUUGAGGGUUUUUCCAUCUGAUCUCCAUGGAAUUGGUUACUACAAGCCUGUAACGGAAGCAGGCUUGGUUGCCGUAUCUUCUGGCUGCCCCAAGUUGAAUUCAAUACUCUACUUCUGCCAGCAGAUGACUAACGCAGCACUGAUAACCGUAGCAAAAAACUGUCCGAAUUUUGUUAGAUUCAGACUCUGCACUAUUAACCCUGUCGUGCCAGAUGCUGUCACUCAGCUGCCACUCGAUGAGGGGUUUGGGGCGAUUGUGCAAUCUUGCAAGGGUCUUAAGCGGUUGUCAGUUUCUGGCCUUUUAACUGACCAGGUGUUUCUUUACAUAGGAAUGUAUGCCGAGCAGCUAGAAAUGCUCUCCAUAGCAUUUGCCGGAGAGAGCGACAAGGGAAUGCUCUACGUUCUGAAUGGGUGCAAGAAACUUAAAAAGCUGGAAAUCAGGGACAGCCCUUUUGGCAACAUGGCACUUCUAGCGGACGUGGGAAAGUAUGAAACAAUGCGAUCCCUUUGGAUGUCGUCCUGCGAAGUGACCUUGGGAGCAUGCAAGACCUUAGCAAGGAAAAUGCCAAGGAUUAAUGUGGAAAUCAUCAAUGAAGGAGGCGACCAAGACGACACUUUGAGCCCUGAUGACGACACGCACAAAGUGGAGAAGAUGUACUUGUAUCGAUCAUUGGUUGGGCCAAGGAAAGAUGCGCCAGAUUUUGUGUGGACUUUGUGACCAGAACAACUGGAAGAAAUCCAUUUCAAAUGCAUGAUUACCAUUGCUUGCUUGUUAUCCCCAUUUGUGUAGCUAUCCCUUUACCGAAUGUUUGUGGGUUAUCUUCAUUCUUGAGUGGACUGAUUAGACUUUGCUCAUGUUAUAAUUUUUGAAAUUUAAUCUUUGUGGGUUUAUUAUCUAAAGACAUUUUUAUGUUUAUUUUGGAUUUUAUGGUGGUUGCGAUACAUUGGUGGCACAGACUGAUGGAAUACUCAAUAAGAAGAUUAGUUAGAAUCAGAUACUUUUAAGUUGUCUGGUGAAUUAAGGCCAUGCUAAUGUUAAGAUAGGACACGCUACACAACCUUUGGAGGUGAAUGUUUAUAUGGACUAAGAUGAACAGGAAGUGAUCGGAUGUGGACGGUUUGAUUAUCUAAAACAUUCUUCCAACAGCA
Molecule: messenger RNA, 4087 nt
Organism: Oldenlandia corymbosa var. corymbosa
Lineage: Eukaryota; Viridiplantae; Streptophyta; Magnoliopsida; Gentianales; Rubiaceae
Source: the annotation of a GenBank genome assembly